GUGUUUUAGAUUCCAAGUGGCUUGCAUGUAAAAAGGUCGUGAUUGAAAAGAACGUAUAGAACGUAUAGACGAAUUUCAAAGAAAAAUGCGAGCGAUUGUUAUUUUAACGCUGCUCGCUGGUCUGGCAGUAAUUGCUCAGGCCACGAAUCCGCCACGUUGGGACCCCAACUACAUUGUGAAGGGCACACUGUACAUUCCCUAUGCCGAAAUCGCCGAGCCCUUCUAUGCCUGGUACGACAAAAACACGAAACGCUCCCGCAUCGAUUACUAUGGCGGCAUGGUGAAGACGUAUCAGCUUGCCAAUGAGGGCUAUGGCAUUGCAUUGAAACUGGCGCCAGUCUCAACGCGUGACGCGCUCAACAAGGAGACCUGUCUGCAGGUGAACGGCACCGCUGAGCAACAAGUAACCAUCCAAAGCAUUUUGCCGGAUGCCAAACCCUUCAGCCUGGUGGGAACCGAGACUUUUCUGGGCUUUACCUGCGACAAGUUCCGGCUGGAGACGACCAUUGGCCAGAAGAAAAAUGUGUACACCUUGUGGGUUCGUUACAAGAAGUCGCCGCAUUAUCCGGCCUCACGUAUGCCGAUUCCAGUACGCUACGAGAUGCGCGGCUAUAACACGCUUCUCGGCUCACACUAUGAUCAUUACUAUCUGGACUAUGAUAGCUACGAGCACGACGAUAUACCGAACGAAGUCUUCGAAAUCGACGAGAGCUUGACCUGCACAGGAUUCCCAGGUCCGGGCACUGGCCACUUCGCCACCUUCAAUCCCAUGCAGGAGUUCAUUGGCGGCACUGAUGAGCAUGUGGACGCAGCAUUCCAUCACUUUAAACGCAAGCAUGGCGUAGACUAUCGCACCGACAAGGAGCACGAACAUCGCAAGAAUAUCUUCAGACAGAAUCUGCGUUUUAUUCACUCCAAGAAUCGCGGCAAGCUUAGCUAUAAGCUGGGAGUUAAUCAUUUGGCUGAUAAAACGGAGGAGGAACUGAGGGCACGUCGCGGCUACAAAUCAUCGGGCAUUUAUAACACAGGAAAACCUUUCCCCUACAAUGUGUCGCAGUACAAGGAUCAAAUCCCGCCCAACUAUGAUUGGCGUUUGUAUGGAGCUGUAACGCCAGUCAAGGAUCAGUCGGUGUGCGGCUCCUGCUGGUCGUUUGGCACUAUUGGUCACCUGGAGGGUGCAUAUUUCUUAAAGAACGGCGGCAAUUUGGUGCGCCUUUCGCAACAGGCUCUUAUUGACUGCUCCUGGGGCUAUGGCAACAAUGGCUGUGAUGGUGGCGAAGAUUUCCGUGUCUAUCAGUGGAUGAUGCAAGUGGGUGGUGUGCCAACUGAGGAGGAAUACGGUCCAUAUCUGGGUCAAGACGGCUAUUGCCAUGCCAAUAAUGUGACAUUGGUGGCGCCAAUCAAGGGCUUCGUCAACGUCACCUCAAACGAUUCCACCGCCUUUAAGGUGGCGCUCCUUAAGCACGGUCCCAUCUCUGUGGCAAUUGAUGCGUCACCAAAGACAUUCAGCUUUUAUUCCCAUGGUGUUUACUAUGAGCCGGAGUGCAAGAACGAUGUAGAUGGCUUAGAUCAUGCCGUCUUGGCUGUUGGCUAUGGCAACAUCAACGGUGACGAUUACUGGCUGGUGAAGAACUCCUGGUCCACAUAUUGGGGCAAUGAUGGUUACAUCUUAAUGUCGGCCCGCGACAAUAACUGUGGAGUUAUGACCAUGCCCACUUAUGUUGAAAUGUAAACCGUGUUUUGAUACUUUAUUAUUCUUACUCUUUUUAUACGAUCGUGCCCCCGGGGCUUUAAAUUUAUACCAAGUACAUACACUUUUUUCAAAACAAA
Scaptodrosophila lebanonensis is the source of this 1830-nucleotide messenger RNA. RefSeq names its product digestive cysteine proteinase 1 (gene 26-29-p). Gene Ontology annotation, cellular component: lysosome. Bases 86 to 1732 code for a protein of 548 amino acids. The record is from RefSeq and is a predicted model, not a curated record. Gene Ontology annotation, biological process: immune response. The transcript is spliced from 3 exons. Gene Ontology annotation, molecular function: cysteine-type endopeptidase activity. NCBI's taxonomy places the organism in Eukaryota, Metazoa, Arthropoda, Insecta, Diptera, Drosophilidae.